Molecule: messenger RNA, 6226 nt
Organism: Pristis pectinata (smalltooth sawfish)
Lineage: Eukaryota; Metazoa; Chordata; Chondrichthyes; Rhinopristiformes; Pristidae
Gene: usp38
Product: ubiquitin specific peptidase 38
Exons: 11
Coding region: 651-3788 (1045 amino acids)
Biological process (GO): protein deubiquitination; ubiquitin-dependent protein catabolic process
Cellular component (GO): nucleus; cytosol
Molecular function (GO): cysteine-type deubiquitinase activity; cysteine-type endopeptidase activity
Source: RefSeq, a predicted model, not a curated record
ACUGAUUGUGAUCUCAUCCAUAGAACGCCGUGUCUAUUUUACAGUGAAACAUUUCAAAGCAUUAAAAUCAGACACUGGUACUAACUACCAACUGGUAAUAAAUGACACCCGGCAGCUUGAUUGUAGCGUCACAAAUGUAAAAGACUAAAUGUGUCAGUGUGAUGAUGCUAUUUAAGUGAUACGGAUACAGUCCACCUGGCUAACUAUUCCCAUCUCUAUAACAUUAUAUUGUCAUCAUUUGGGUAAUUCUCUCUGAGGUAUCCUAAUAUUUGCCUGGCUAAGAGGAAAUGCGUACAAGUCGGUGUCAAUUAUCCCCUCGGAAAUGACAGCGGCGAAAACAUAACGAGGAAUAGAAAUCGCAUCCCCUCCUCUCUCCCUCACCCCUCACUUCCCGUCGACAAAUACGGCGGCUCAGCGACCGACGAGGAUGAGGCGCCGUGGGGUCUUGUGUGCUGGUGUCGCGCUGACGUUUCGUUGCCGGGGUUUGGUGUACUCGGGUGAACGGUGGAGCGGCCGGGGUGAACCGAUCGUCGGCGGGGACGGGGUCGCUUGGAAUGUGCUGUUGCCGUCUGAUCGGAAGGAACGCGAUUGCCAUGGUUUCCGUCGGUUCUGAUUACCUCCGUUGUAAUACUGAGGUAUAGUAAUCCACGAUGGAUAAGAUAUUGGAAGCACUCAUCACUUCUUCGCACCCCCUACCUGUGAAGAAGGGGAUUGUGAAGAAAGUGAUUGAUGCAGCUGAGAACUCAGUUGACCGGGAGCAAUGCAAGGCAAUGUUUCAUCUAACCACACGGUUAAUUUUAAUUGGGGAGGACAACUUCCAGAAACAAGUGGGUCAUCAGGUACUUGAUGCCUAUGCCAGAUACCAUCGUUGUGAAUUUGAAGAAUUCUUUAACAAGGGCUUUAUCCUAAACCUUCUGCAACAAGGUUAUGGAUCAUUAGAUAAGAAAGAUAUUGGCAUCAUUGACUAUAUCCACAUGGGAUUAAAACUUAUAAUGAGUUGUCCUUCUGUGCUUGAAAUCUUUAGCUUCAUGCACACUGAGGUGUUGCGAUUAGUUUGCGAGAGGCCAGAGCCUUUGCUGUGUGCUAAGUUGAGCGAGUUGUUGUCUGACUUUGUGCACUGCAUCCCAAGGGGUAAAUCAGCCGUACUCUUUUGCCAACAAUUAGUAAGGACUAUAAGUCAGUUCCAGUGCAAUGCUACACAGGAGGAAGAGAUUCGUGGAUUUAUUUCUCAGGUGAACAAAGUAAGCAAUUUGCUACAAAGCAUUUGGAAAGCUGAGCCUGGUGCACUUCUGCCUUCUCUACAAGAGGUGUUCGUAAUAAUCUCUGCUACAGAUUCCAUAUUUGAACCAUCUAUUGCUCUGGCAAGUCUUGUUCAGCACAUCCCAUUACAAAUGAUAACAGUUCUCAUUAGGAGCCUAAUCACAGAUCAAAAUGUUAAAGACGCCAGCAUGACUUGUGCUCUCUGCAGGAUGAUUGAUUGGCUCUCUUGGCCAUUAGCUCAGCAUGUGGAAACUUGGGUGAUUGCACUACUCAAGGGAUUGGCUUCUGUCCAGAAAUUCACCAUCCUCAUAGAUGUCACAUUGCUUAAAAUUGAACAGGUAUUUCAUCGACUUUGGUAUCCUAUUGUGCGGCCUGGAGCUUUAGUAGUUCUUUCCCAUAUGCUGCUCAGCUUUCAGCAUUCUCCAGAAGCCUUUCAUUUAAUUGUUCCUCACAUUAUAAAACUAGUUCAGUUUCUGAAAGAUGAAGCUUCGCCUGCCAGUAAAAUCUUCCUCGUGCAGUUGACCGAGUUGGUGCAUUGUAUGAUGUAUCAGUAUUCUGGGUUCCCCGAUUUGUAUGAACCUAUUCUUGAGACUAUUAAGGACUUGCCAAAACCUUCUGAAGAAAAAAUGAAGCUCACUCUUAAUCAAAGUGCCUGGACAUCGCACUCGAAUUCUUUGGCAUCUUGUUUAUCAAGGCUUUCUGGAAAAUCUGAAACGGGAAAAACUGGGUUAAUAAACCUGGGCAAUACAUGCUAUAUGAAUAGUGUCAUUCAAGCAUUAUUUAUGGCCACAGAUUUCAGGAGGUCUGUUUUAUCACUGAAUCUAAAUGGAUCCCGCUCAUUGAUGAGAAAGCUGCAACUUCUGUUUGCUUUUUUGGCACACACUCAGCGAGCAGCAUAUGCUCCACAGAGCUUCUUUGAAGAAUCCAGACCACCGUGGUUCACCCCUGGAUCCCAGCAAGACUGUUCUGAAUACCUCAGGUUCCUUUUGGAUAGGUUACAUGAAGAAGAAAAAACAUGCAGAAUGGUCAAUGAGAAUUCCCUACCAACCUGUGAAAAUUCUGUAUAUGACUGCAACUCUCAAGGGCAUCCCGAGGAAACAUCAUCUCUCACUGAAUCAGAUCUAGCAAGAGUUGAUGGGAAAACACUUAUAGAGAAAAUGUUUGGAGGCAAACUGCAAACCACAAUACACUGUCUAAACUGUAAAAGCACCUCUCAGAAACAAGAGGCAUUCACUGACCUUUCAUUGGCCUUUCCUCCAUGCCUUGAAGACAUUGUAGAAGCUGGAUCAACACAGUUGCUUGUCCCAGCAGAGUAUGAAAGCACAAUGCCUACAUGUUGUACUGCAGUAAUCUCUGACACUCUUCAUACUGAACCUUCUGUAGUUCAUAACCUUCAGGUGGAAGAAAUUGGACAUAGAUCAGAAACAGAAGAUGAAAUGCUUCAAACAUUUCCAUUACAACCUAUUAAUUCUGUGGAUUCUUUCAGGCUGCCAAUGCAAUCUGAUAAACUGGUCACAGUCCAUAGCAAUAAAUCCAUUGAGCGGAAUGACAAAACCAGAUCUGUCCCUAACCUAAUAAACUACUUCUUGGCCCCAGAGAUUCUCAAUGGAGAGAACAAAUAUUACUGUGAAAAUUGUGCCUCAUUGCAGAACGCACAGAAGGUGAUGCAGGUGGUAGAUGAACCUGAAUACCUCAUUCUCACUCUCCUAAGAUUUUCAUAUGACUCAAAAAGUCACGUAAGGCGAAAAAUCCUAGAUGAUGUGGCACUUCCACUCAUUUUACAGUUGCCAGUUGAAAAGAAAACUCCAAAAUCACUAGCAAUCAACCAGUCCUUGCUAUCUGACUCACCUGAAAACCUGCCUAAAAAAUUGAAGCCUUCUGGUUCAGUAGAUUCAAGUGAUACUCAGUCAGUAUCUUACCACCUUUGUUCUAUCGUUGUGCAUUCUGGGAUGUCAUCUGAGAGUGGGCAUUAUUACUGCUACGCCAGAAACAUCAAUUCAGGUUCUGUAGGUCAAUUGUGUUACAAGACUGACCUUGCAGGUUUGUCCUCUCCUCCAAGUUAUAUGACAGAUAAUGACAAUUCCGGUACAUCAGUUACUUGGCACGAACCAAACUGCAAAGAGACAUCAAAGGAAUGGUUUCUGUUCAAUGACAGCAGAGUGACUUUCACAACCUUUCAAUCUGUUCAGAACAUUACUAGCAGGUUUCCUAAGGACACGGCAUAUGUCUUGUUUUAUAGGAAACAAGAUGCUAAUGGUGGCAUAUACCCAAGUACGGUAAAUGGACUAUGGGUGAAUGGAGAGCCACCACUGCAGAAAGAACUCAUGGAUGCAAUUACUAAAGACAACAAGCUUUACCUACAGGAACAAGAGCUAAACGCUCGUACCAGAGCAUUGCAAGCAUCCUCUGCAACAUGUUCAUUUCGUCCACAUGGUUUUGAUGACAGUGACCCACCAGGGAGUUGUGGCCCAAGUGGUGGUGGAGGAGGAAGCGGUGGGUUUAAUACUAUUAGCCGUCUUGUCUUCUGAGAAUCCUUCAACAAGGCCAACUUCCUUUCCCUACCCUUCCCUUUUACUGAUAAAUGGGGAGACAUGCAUCAAGUCACUCUAUGGGUCAGAAUAUAUUAGUUUCAAGAUGCUUCCAGCUGUUCGCUUGUUUAUCCCAGCCUGUUUGGCAUUUUGAGAAAAAAAAUUGACAUGUACUACUCUAUUAAGUUGGGGGUAAAAAGGCGGGUAAAACAUACAUGAUUGCAAUAAUUUUUAAAGUUUGUAGAUUUCUUAACCUUGCUCCUAAAUUUGACCAUAACCAUAUUUGCAUGUUUAGAUUAUUUUUAUGUAAAUAAGCAUUCAGCAUUGUAAUGUGUAUUUGUAUAAUGACUGUAAAUACAUUUCAAGUGAACUUUUCAAAUCCACAUAUACAAAGUAUGGAAAUGGUAAUUUAUAAAUUGCCACAUUUCUGGCAUUGGAUUUCUUUGAUAUUUUUACUUUUGAAUGUGUAUACAGCGUCUUGCAACUUCAGGGAGCAUUACUUGUCACAGAUUUGAUAGAAAUUCAUUCUCCACCCCCAACCACUCUUUUCCCCCCCCCCACCCCACCGACCCCAUCAACACCAACUUCUUUUUGUGUUUGUUCAUCUGUGCCUUGAGAUCUGUACAGACCAGGUGCAUUUUAGAAUCCAGGAUUUGAAUGCUAUAUUUUUUAAAAACUACAUCCUUCGGAGAGGGAGAAGAAUCACUUGUAUGUUUAUCACAGAUGUAUGUUAACAUCUUAAAUCUUGUUUACGUUUUGAAGUUUCUAAGAAACCCUGCCAUCACUUGAAAAGAUCUGAGAUUUAUUGCACAUGCACACUAAAUAUAAAGGAGUAAUGAAAAUGUUUUCCUCUGUGUUUGUUCAUGGGUGAUGCAGUGAUUUAACUACUGAAUAAUUCAAAACAUUGUCAAAUUUAUGUUGGAAUUGUUCGACUGUUGUGCUAAGUUUUGGAAAACAAUAUUUAUAAAUAUUUAAAUGUAUAGGACAAAACAGGUCAUGUGAUUAGCAAAACAACAUACUGGAAAAAUGUUGGCUUUUAUUCAGUAACAAGUUUUCACUAAAUUAUUGAUUUUUUUAUUUUAGAAAUGCAUUGCUAUGCUUUAGGAUAUGAAAUUAAAAAAGUUUUGAUCCCAUUUUGGAUAUGAUUUUUUUUCCCACAUGUACUCAGGGUCUAGCAAUAAUCAGUGUCUGCUGAUGAAUUUUUUCAACAAUUGUUUGCCUUCAUUAGAAACCUCAUACCAAGCACUGAUACAAUGAAGCCAUUCAUCAUAUUAUAAAUGGAAUUUCUUAUUUUUAAAAUAACUUCAAUGGAUUGUUUUUAAUAGCCCUUUUUGUAAAAUACCUGUUUUACGAAUGUGCAAUGUUCUUGUUAUUCCCUUUUUCUACCCGGAGAUUGAACGAUAAAGCAUAACGACUUGUUACAUUUUUAUUUGACCUCAUUGCCUCAGGCUACUCCCUUAAGCAAAUCUUCACUCAUUUUGUUUGGCAUAUAAUUACGCUGAGCAGUGUGUCCAGGCAUUCAACAGUGUCCUAAGUCAAAGCUCACUGCUUUUCUUGCUUGCCUAAAUGUGAUCUCCCUGAUUUGUAGAAAUUACAGAGUAACAUGGUAUAUUGUAGUGUAGGCAUUACUUAUCAUUAAACUGGUGAUAAUAACAAUGUUUGAACUGGAGCAAGGACUCACAAGUUUAAUAACUGCAGUAGAAUCUAAUUUUGAGUAAAUGGUAUUAACUAAUAAUUGUGACAGCCAAAUUAAAUGUUUUGUCAUCCAAUGAAAACAAUGGUCAUUUUUCUGAGACUUUCCACAUUGCACCACCCAGGCUAAGAAAUACUUUCCAGAAAAUACCUGAGACUAACAAAGCAGUUAAGUAAUUUGUUAAAUUCAGAAGGAAACUGACAAUCAAAACAUACUUUGAACCAAAGUUUUGAGAUGUUUGUAACUACAUUGAAUUAAUAUUGCUCUUAGUCUUUUAUGGUUCAGUGGGUAGAACUUUAACCUGCUGAGUUAGUAGGUUGUUGAUUCAUGUCCCAGUCCAGAGGGUUGACAACAAAAAUCUAGAAUUAAUGCUCCAUUUAUGGAGGAAGUGCUACAACAUCAUAAGUGCUACCUUGCAGUUAAAACAUGAAUUCAAUGCUCUGUCUGCUCUAUUUGAAAAAUCAUGGCACAUGUUAUCCUAUACUAAUCACUAAUAUUGAUUAUGUGGUCAUUAUUAUAUUUCUGUUUGUGAGAACUUGCUGUGCACAUAUUGACUGCCAUGUUUCCUCCAUUAAAACAUCGACAGUACUUCAUUAAAAACUUUAUUAUUAGCUUCGAAGUGCAUUCACGUGUUUUGAGAUCAGAAAAGGUGCUACAUUAGUGCAAGGCAUUUCCUUUUCUCUCAGGUGCCUGGAGGAGGGGAAAAAAAGGACUAACUAUUAAAAAAUUAAAAUCAAAUGCAACU